AUGUGGUUUGACACAAUAUUGCCUAUCUUGUUAGUUCUUCUUCCCUCUUGUGUUUGCCUUGAUUCCUUUACGCUAAACCAAGCCAUCAAAGAUGGGGACGUGUUAGUCUCCGGCAUCUUUGCACUUGGAUUUUUCAGUCCAGGCAAUUCUUCUCGCAACCGUUACGUUGGAGUAUGGUAUAACCAAAUUUCUAACCAAACAGUUGUGUGGAUUGCAAACAGAGACAACCCUGUCCCUGAUACCUCUGGAGUGCUAUCCAUAAAUGGAGAUGGAGGCCUUGUCAUCUAUGGAAAUAACCGAAGUUUCCCUCUUUGGUCUGCUAAUGUCACUCUUUCUUCUCCAAACACAUCAAUUGCCAAGCUUCUGGAUACAGGAAAUCUUGUCUUGCUUGAAAAUGAGGAUAGUCAAAAGGUUAUAUGGCAAGGCUUUGAUUAUCCCACUGAUACAAUGCUUCCAUUUAUGAAACUUGGUUUGAACCGGCGGUCAGGGCUGAACAGGUUCAUAACAUCUUGGAAAUCGAAAGAUGACCCAGGAACCGGGAGCUGUUCAUUUCGGCUUGUCGACCCUAAUGAAUUUCCACAGAUGAUUAUUUACAAGAAUGGAGCUCCAUGGUGGAGGGCUGAAGUUGCACCUUGGGCUGAUCAGACAUGGGGUACUACAACUAUUUUAUUGAACAAUGAAGAUGAGGUAUCCAUUAUGUCAUCUGCUAAGAACAGACAGUCAAAUUUAUCAAGGACGGUUUUGGAUGAAUCAGGAACAUUAGGACGGUUCACGUGGAAUGAUCGAGCACACCAGUGGACAGAAUAUUGGUCUGCUCCGGUAGAGCGUUGCGAUUUUUAUGCACAAUGUGGUCCAAAUGGUUACUGUGAUCCCUACGCUGCUGAUACUAUAGAUUGCGGCUGCCUGCCGGGGUUUGAACCUAAGUCGCCGACUGAUUGGUACGCAAGAGAUGGGACAGAUGGGUGUGUGAAGAAGAAAGGAGGAGUAUCUACAUGCCGAAAUGGGGAAAAAUUUGUGAACCUGGAAAGUAUGAAAAUACCAGACUUGUCGAGUGCACUUGUUAAUAUGAAUGUGAGUGUGAAAGCCUGCAAGCAAAUAUGUUUGACGAAUUGUUCUUGCGUUGCAUACAGUAGCAGCGACAAGACUGGCUGUGUGACAUGGUAUGGGGAACUGAUGGACACAAGAAUGCUUCCGGAUGCUGGUCAAGCUUUAUAUGUACGAGUUGAUCCAAUCGUCUUUGCUCAAUACGCAAAGAAGUCAAAUGAUUCUCUAAGCAAGAAGGUAAAGCUGGCAAUUUCACUAGCAUCUGUUUUAGCGCUAUUUCUACUAGUUUUGCUUGUGUGCCGGUUACAGAGGAGGAAGAGAAAAGGUAAGAGAAGCCAAAAUGAAUGUUCAUUUACCUCCUUCAGUGAAUCUACUCGUGGAAUGGAACCUGAUGAAAGUAGCAUAAGCUCAGAUUUGCCAUUCUUUGACCUAACAACGGUAGCAGCAGCCACAAACAGCUUCUCUGCUGCAAACAAGCUUGGAACAGGCGGUUUUGGCUCUGUCUAUAAGGGUGUACUUUCUAAUGGAAAAGAAAUAGCAGUGAAAAGAUUAUCCAAGACCUCAGGUCAAGGGAUUGAAGAGUUUAAAAACGAAGUAGUGUUGAUUGCGAAACUUCAACAUCGGAAUCUGGUGAGGAUAUUAGGCUGUUGUGUUCAAGAUGAAGAGAAGAUGCUAAUCUAUGAGUACUUACCGAACAAAGGCCUCGACUAUUUUAUUUUUAGUAUGUCUUCUGCUUCUUUGCUUUUAUUUCUUAAAUUGUCACUUAAACAAAAGCAACCUAAUCUGAACUACCUAAUCUUUGCAGAUGAUACCAAUAGAGCACUUUUAGAUUGGACAAGACGCUUUGAGAUUAUCCUCGGAAUUACUAGAGGAAUCUUGUAUCUUCAUCAAGAUUCAAGGUUAAGAAUCAUCCACCGAGACCUAAAGGCCAGCAAUAUUCUACUAGAUGCUUCUAUGAACCCCAAAAUUGCAGAUUUUGGUAUGGCUAGAAUAUUUAAGGGAGAUCAAAAUGAAGCAAAUACAAAGCGCGUAGUUGGAACAUAUGGUUAUAUGUCACCAGAAUAUGCAAUGCGAGGAAGAUUUUCAGUGAAGUCUGAUGUAUAUAGCUAUGGCGUUUUACUAAUAGAAAUCAUUACUGGAAGAAAGAAUAAUGGCUUCUACCAUGAGGAACAUCCCGACUCUAACUUAGUUGGCUAUGUUUGGAAAUUAUGGACAGAAGGUAAUGUCUUGCGAAUAGUUGAUUCGUUCAUCGGUGAAUCAUACCCCAUCAAUGAAGUUCUGAAAUGUAUUCAGAUUGCCUUCUUGUGCCUGCAAGAGUAUCCAGCUGACCGGCCAACCAUGUCUGAAGUUCUUUUCAUGCUAGGUAGUGAUGCUGCUCUUCUUUCACCACGAAGACCUGCAUUCUUGUUGGAGAGAAGUAGCAGUUAUAUCGGUGGCCGUGAUGGAUCUAAUUCUCUGAAUGAUUUCACAUGUAGUAUUGUAGAAGCUCGGUAA
This is a messenger RNA of Fragaria vesca subsp. vesca, 2538 nucleotides long. Its product is annotated as G-type lectin S-receptor-like serine/threonine-protein kinase RKS1-like. The record is from RefSeq and is a predicted model, not a curated record. Gene Ontology annotation, molecular function: protein serine/threonine kinase activity; ATP binding. Gene Ontology annotation, biological process: protein phosphorylation; recognition of pollen. Bases 1 to 2538 code for a protein of 845 amino acids. The transcript has 6 exons. NCBI's taxonomy places the organism in Eukaryota, Viridiplantae, Streptophyta, Magnoliopsida, Rosales, Rosaceae.